AUGACGAUUUCCACCCGUGCCACGACAAACCUGGGUCGUUUAAUCAGAAAAACCUUUUUGGGGCCAUCUUUCCGUCGGUCGCUUCAGAAUUUCCGAGAGCAGAGAAUAGAUGGUUCAAGUCUGCCAUUGUUGACUGAAGACCACCUGACCACAAGACUAGGCAUGAGGCUCGGUCCAGCACUCAGGCUGAGGUCACUCCUGUCUUCUAGACUUGGCCAAUGUCCGUCCUGCCUCCACUGUGUCCACUGCCAUCAGCCGCCCGACAAAUGACCUCUCUGGUCUCUCCAAGUUUUGGCCUUCUGAUGGAAAUGACCUCGAAGAUGUCGUACUUUAAUUCCAAUCAACGGCAGGUGUCUGACGUGAGAUAAUACUGCCAAUAUCCACGGGCUGAGGAAUAAUCUCAGUCGAAUUCCCACAUAUGUACCUCAUUAAUCCCAAAACAUAGAAUAUUAAAGUUAAAUAUAAGAGAUAAUGUGUUGAAACAUCUAAGUCUUGGUGCGCAAUACCCAUAAUGAAGAAAAUAAUGUAGUUUAAUUAGAAGAUUGGCAACUGGAGGAAUCUCUAUAUACUUAUACAAAGAAAAAAAAUGUUUAAAACUCAGAAUAUGGAUUAGCGGAAUUGAUUAUAACAAAAAACAAAUUUUUUAGAUGAAAAAAUGAAAGAAGGUUUUGGGCAAAUGUUGUGGGAUUCAAGAAUUGUGUAAAAUAUAAUUCUGUUUGGUGUUGUAGAGAAAGGAAAGAUAUAUUAUUUCUUUACUUAAAUAUAAUUUAUGAACAUUUCAACAAGAAGUGUCGUUCGUUGGUUUUGAACGAACUCUAAAAUGUCAAGAUAUUGAUCUUCAACUUCAUCUUCGACAUGAUAGCUAAUUUUAAUUUACUGUUUCAGAGAAUUUGAUUCGUUUCUAUUAUAAAAUAUUAUAACAAGUCCAAAGAGAAGGAAAAAAUGUGAUAAAUCAGAUUAAUCAAGAAAGAAGAAUUCAUCAUUACAAAUUAUUUUGUUGUUUCCGUUGCUAAUCUAAACAAUUAUUCAGUAUAUGUGUUUAAAAAAUAUUGUUAUUAUUGCAUUUAAUUUUUAUCAGUUAAUAUAUGUUGUUGUUUUUCCACUGGCAAAGAUUUAAAAAGAUAUUUUGUUUUGUUCUUUAUAUUCUCAAAAAAGAGGCUAUUGUAUUCAGGUUCAUUUAUACUAAUUUUAAACUACUAAUAAUGAUAAAACUAAAAUUAAUGUGCAGUAAAUGUUGCAAUGAAUUAUUUAUAAAUUGCAGAAACUUGGUAGAUUAUGUUAUUAAUGUACAAUGUUACAUAUUAAUAUGUAUAAAUUUUAAAAUUGGAAUAUAAAUUCAAUUGUAGCGUUAUUGAAAUAAUAAAAAAAUAUUUUAUUUUUAAUUUACCAGCCAUCGGAAAGGCAUAUAUAGUGUAUUUAGAGUAACAAUUUUUUUUUUCUCUAUAGAAACAGUAUUUUAUAGAAUUUGUUAGUACAAUUUUCUUUUAUAUUUUAUACUAUUUUUGUUUUUAGUUGCAUUUAUAAAAAAAUAAAAAUAUUAUAAAUAAAUAAACUUUAAUUAUCGAUCAUUGUUUAAGAGAGAUGAAAAACUGUAUAUUUUAUAUAUUCUUUAUAUUUACUCACGGUCGGAAUAUUUAAUCAGUACUUUAUUGGUGCUUACGAUUCCGAUAGACUAAAAUGUCAAUUAAUCACUGUGCCUAAUUCCAUUAAAUUUAUUAAUAACAAAAUUUAUUUUUAAAAAAUGUGAUAGGUAUUGAAUUGUUUGUAUGAUCUCUUCUACUUAAUGAAUGUUCAGUAAAAAGCAAAAUAAAAAAAAGACUACGAAAUGUAGAAGUGCUGGUGAAAAAGAGAGCUCAAUAAUUGUAAAUAUUAGUUUAAUAAUAAAUUAAUAUUCCAGAGUUUAUUAGUUUAUUUUAUUGCGGUGCGUGAAACACAAGUGCAAUAGUGAGGAAAAAUUUCCCUUUGUUUUAUAUUGUACAUAGACUCUACAAAUAUUGUACUUGACUUAGGGAAACUGAAGACAACGAUUUCUGUGAUAGGUUUCUUCCAGUGCCUUUGUUAAAUGUCUCAUUUUUCCUUUUUACUUAAAUCUGUAAUAUUUUCAUUGUUGAAAAUAGUGUAAAUGCAGGGGUUUGCAGUAUUUUUAGGAAUUAAUUGAGGACCAUAUUUUACUUACAUUGUAAAUAUUUUGUUAAAGAUAUACCUUGAUAAAUAUAUAGUCAUAUAUGUUAUUA
Nezara viridula (southern green stink bug) is the source of this 2234-nucleotide messenger RNA. NCBI's taxonomy places the organism in Eukaryota, Metazoa, Arthropoda, Insecta, Hemiptera, Pentatomidae. The record is from the annotation of a GenBank genome assembly.